AGUGCUGUAAAACAUUUACCAAACAAACAUCCUUGUACAAUAUUCCCAACACCAUUCCUCUCCCCCUGCUUCUUUCCUUUUCCCUCUGGAAGAAAAAGCGACACAUCCUGGCUGAGGGCUCAGGGGACACGCUGUUCUGCCUCAAUGGUGUGCGUGUGCUCAACAUUACAUGGAUUGUACUGGGAAAUGUCUAUGGAAUUAUCUAUCAGAAUCCUGCAGUUGUAGACAACCACGUUUCGGCAGUGAAAAUGACUCAGUCAUUGUGGAUGCAGAUGGUGAUCAAUACUACUCUAGCCGCUGACUCAUUCUUCAUCCUCAGUGGUACUUUGGGUGCUUACCAUUUUCUCAAAGCAAAGACACGGGAAGGCAAGGACAAGGAGCAGCAGCUGUUAAAGGUCAUGACCCUCAAAGAGUACGGCUUCAUGAUUGUUCAUCGUCUGGUCAGAAUUUUCCCCUGUUACGCUGUGCUGCUGAUUCUAGGCACGAACCUGAUGCCAUAUCUUGGCAGAGGCCCUCGCUGGUCGUACGAGAUCGACAACGUCAAAAUCUGCAAGCAAAACUGGUGGUCCAACGCAUUGUUCAUCAACAAUUUUUAUGACCCUGAUAACAUGUGCCAACCUCACACAUACUACCUGGCCAAUGACUUCCAGUUCUUCCUCAUCUCACCUUUGGUGCUUAUACCAUUGCUGAUCAAACCCAAGCUAGGCCUGGGACUGAUAGGCUUCCUUGUGCUGAUCCAGAUUGUGGUGGUCAGCGUGCUCAACCAAGGCAUCAAUGGCAACGUGUUGCGAAUGAAAGAGAACAACUACUGGUCCAUUCUGUAUGUGAAGCCGUACAGUCGUAUUGGAGUUUAUGCCAUAGGAAUGGGUCUAGGCUACUUUCUGUUUGUAUGUGACAGACAGAUGAAAUUCAGACAGAUUCCGCUGUACCUGGGCUGGUUUCUGACAGUAAUAGUGUGCGUGACCUUGCCCUAUGCCACGUACGUGGAGAACAGAGAGAAGGGUCAGCCCUGGUCCGGCAUCGAGACGGCGUUCUACGAGGCGUUCUCCCGACCGGUGUGGGGACUGGCGCUGUCCUGGGUCAUCUUCACCUGCUCCACCGGACAAGGAGCCUUUAUCGGCAAGUUUCUCUCCUGGAACUUGUUCCUCCCGCUCUGUCGCAUCACGUACGGCGUGUUCUUGCUCCACCCAAUCAUCAUCGCAGUGGUCAUCGAGUCGUCACACUUCAACUUCUACCUCAAUUUUGGAGAACUGUUGUACACGUACAUCCCUCUGUUUGCCUGCUCGUACGCCUUGGCGUUUGUCCUCAUCUCGUGCGUGGAGUGCCCCUUCACGUCGUUUGAGAGCUACCUGCGACUUCGCUACAAGACCUGGAGGAGCAACAGAAAGUUGAAAAAGUUUGUUGAAAGCUGCCCGACGGAUUCAUCCGCAUAAAGAAGGAUGGGUAAAAGUAAAGAAAACGGCCCUCAAAGUCAAAGAAAAUUUGUCUUC
Messenger RNA from Aplysia californica (California sea hare), 1490 nucleotides. Its product is annotated as nose resistant to fluoxetine protein 6. The transcript is spliced from 10 exons. Bases 249 to 1433 code for a protein of 394 amino acids. NCBI's taxonomy places the organism in Eukaryota, Metazoa, Mollusca, Gastropoda, Aplysiida, Aplysiidae. The record is from RefSeq and is a predicted model, not a curated record. Gene Ontology annotation, molecular function: acyltransferase activity, transferring groups other than amino-acyl groups.